CGAUGCUUUCUAGUGCCAUGGCCUCCACCAACAAUUAAGAGCUCUUCUAGUUCAAAACAUUUCUUCAAACCGAUGCUAUCUAGUGCCAUGGCCUCCAAAUUCCAACUUGUGUGUUUUUUCCUGUUGUUUGCCUGUGUCGUCUGGUCCUCGCCACUCGCCUCUUGCGGCCAAUCGGAUGCUCACAUGAUGACGAGGUUCGAAGAUUGGAUGAGACAGUAUGGCCGAGUUUACGACAGUGAAGACGAGAAGUCCCUCCGUUUUGAGAUCUUUAAGAACAACGUGAACCAUAUCGAAACCUUCAAUAGCCGCAACGAAAACUCGUACACUCUCGGCAUUAAUCAAUUCGCUGAUAUGACAAAUGAAGAAUUCGUUGCGCGAUACGCUGGUACGUUCUUCCCUCAAAAUAUUGAAUCGGAGCCAACUGCAUCGCUUGAGGACGUAGACUUGUCCAAACUGCCUGAUAGUAUUGAUUGGAGGCAGAAAGGUGCCGUCACGGAAGUCAAGAAUCAAGGCGAAUGCGGUUCAUGCUGGGCGUUCAGUGCAGUUGCGACAGUAGAAGGGCUCUACAAGAUCAAAAAGGGAAACUUGUUAGAUCUAUCUGAACAAGAAGUUUUAGACUGCGCCGACAGCGUCGAGUGCAUAGGUGGUUGGGUGCAGAAUGCCUACAAAUUCAUCAUAUCUAAUAAAGGUGUGACAAAUGAGAAGAGCUACCCUUAUGUGGGAACCAAAGGCAGUUGCGCCGCAAAGGGCAAACCCAACGUAGCAUAUAUUACUGGUUACGAAUUUCUGCCUGCGUUUGACGAAGGCACCAUGAUGGCUGCCGUGGCGCAGCAACCGAUAACUUCCGCCGUCGAUACGAAAAACAAGAACUUUCAGUUUUACAAUGGCGGCGUGUUUAAAGGACCUUGCGGGACAAGGAUUGACCACGCCAUCACCAUUGUAGGGUACGGGAAAGACAGCAGCGGAACACAGUAUUGGUUAAUUAAGAACUCAUGGGGCAAAACAUGGGGCGAGAACGGGUACUUAAGGCUGCAAAAGGGCUCCGGAACAUUACGCGGAGCAUGUGGGAUCGCCCAGUAUGUCCUCCGUCCGCUUCUGAAUUCGAAGGCAACCGCCCAACUCUCUGACACGGGGUCUGAUGGUAUAAGUUCGAUCUAGGAAUGAAGCUACGUCGACGUCUUAGCGAUAUGAAACAAUGCUCGCUCGAGCGUGCGUGUAAUAAGCUAAAAUAAUGAAUAAUGAAUAAUAAUGAAUAAUGAAUAAUGAUGUGCACGUACGUUAGUGUUGGGACGUGCAUUAUUAUAUAUGCUGCGUGCUUUGGCUUUGAGAUCGAGUUUGUAUAUUAGUUUGAUGUGUUUUGUCACCUUCA
Ananas comosus (pineapple) is the source of this 1369-nucleotide messenger RNA. Its product is annotated as fruit bromelain-like. Gene Ontology annotation, molecular function: cysteine-type endopeptidase activity. The record is from RefSeq and is a predicted model, not a curated record. Lineage: Eukaryota; Viridiplantae; Streptophyta; Magnoliopsida; Poales; Bromeliaceae. The transcript has 2 exons. The coding region runs from base 73 to 1158 and encodes 361 amino acids. Gene Ontology annotation, cellular component: lysosome.